GAUUGUGUCAUAAUUGAUGACAGCCAGACGGUGACUCUGACCGCACCUAAAGGCUCAGCCAACAUGAAAAGCAGUGAGAGAGGGGUCGGCAUGUCGCUCCACAGGUUCUCCUUCUCAAAGGUUUUUGGACCUCAGACCACACAGGCAGAGCUGUUCGAGGAAACYGUAAAAAGCCAUGUGUCUAAUUUCUUGGAUGGACAGAACAUGCUGAUAUUCAGCUAUGGUGUAACAAACGCCGGGAAGACCUUCACAAUUCAAGGAACAACCAAAGAGCCUGGGAUUCUACCCCGAGUGUUGGAUGCCAUCUUCACCUACAUCAGAGGUCAUCAGUAUGAUGGGAUGGAUCUGAAACCCUUCCUCAGGAAUGCAGUGCAGUAUCUGGAUGCUGACCAAGUCAAACGAGAGAGAUUAACUAAAGCUGCCAUUUUUUCAGUCAGAGAAGAAUGUGAUCAGCCCAGGCCCAUUUCCCAGAGUUCUUCUGACAAUGUCUCAGCAGCUUCUUUGUCCUUCAAUCAAACUGGGUUGGCCAGCAGUCCAGCAGAGGAAAGUGACUGUCUGUUUGCCUUAUGGGUGUCUUAUUUGGAAAUCUACAAUGAGUGCGUGUAUGAUCUGCUUCAGCCGGCCAAGAAACGAAUGUCUCUUCGUGUUUGUGACGACGGAGCUGGAAAUGCUUACGUCAAAGACCUCCAGUGGAUUAGCAUUCAGGAUCUGGGAGAAGCCUAUAAACUUCUCCAGUUUGGAAAUAAAAACAGAASUGCCGCAGCCACUAAAAUCAACCAGUCGUCCAGCAGAAGCCACAGCAUUUUUACCAUGAAGCUCCUGAAGAUUGAUGGACAAGCAGUGAAAAAGAUCUCAGAGUUCUCUCUCUGUGACUUGGCUGGAUCAGAACGGUGCCACAAAGCCAGGACAUUUGGAGAGCGGCUGAAGGAGGCCGGGAACAUCAACAACUCCCUCCUUAUUCUAGGAAAAUGCAUCACUGCCCUACGCAGCCAUCAGAUGGACAGAUCAAAAAACUACAUCCCCUUCAGAGAAAGCAAACUYACCAAGCUCUUCCAAGCCUUUUUCUGUGGCAAGGGAAAAGCCUCAAUGAUCGUCAACAUUAACCAGUGUGCAUCUACCUAUGAUGAGAUGCUCCACGUUAUGAAAUUCUCAGCUGUCACCAAACAGGUGGUUCAGGUGAUUCCAGACAAACGUGUGGAGUCACAGAGUCCUUGUCUGUUUGGUCGAGACGGGAAGCUGCUCCUGAGGAACGGGGUGAUUGAUGACCAGAUCGUUGAGAGCUUCCUGUCUGAUGAGGAGCUGCUGGAUGAAGAUGAGGCUGAUGUAUCUCUGCUGCCACAAAGGGAGCUGCUGAAUAUCAUAGAGGUUCUACAAACCAAACUCAUUGCUGAGCGAAAAAAGAACUUGGUGCAGGAAAUGGAAAUACGGAAAGAAAUGGGUGAUGCCUGGCAGCAAAUGAUCCUGGAGACUGAGGAGCUCCACAGUCAAGAGAUUGAGGAGCUGAAGGAGCGCCACACAGAAAGACUAGAGAGCACAUUUGAGAUGUUCAAAGAUGCAAUCAAAAAGCACUCCUACCAGUGUGCCAUGAAUGACCUGGAAGACAACUACGUAUCGCUGGAUGAGUUUACCGCUGAGCAGGAGAAAGUAGAAGCCCUCGAGYGUAAAGUGUCCGAGUUGGAGAACUUGUUGUCCAGAUACAAASGUGAGAUUCUCGCAGUGGAGCAGUCCUGCCAGAUGGAACUAUCUCCCGAUGUUGGCGAAGCAGAUGAUAGAUUCCAACAACUUUACAAAGAGAAAUGUGUCAUGGAGCAAAUGUGUAACAACAAUCAGCAGUCACAGUCUAUGCAGGAUGUCCUGCAGCAGAAUGUUGAGAAGGACCAGGAGAUUGCUCUGUUGAAGGAUCAACUUGCCGAGAUCUCCCAGAAGUCUCCUCCUGUGAAAGCCAAGCGGGGUCUACUCGCAAACAUCAAGGAGGCUGUGGCGACACCUCAAAAAGUUCGGAUGACCCGAAGGAAAACGUCCAAGAAACCAAAUGACUAAAAAUUCCAAGGCAGCUGCGCUUCAGAUUUUAACACCCACUUUUUUUAAAAUUGUUGUUGUUUUUAAAUGUUUUUAUGUCAAUAAAAUUGGUUUCAAAUUUU
This is a messenger RNA of Austrofundulus limnaeus, 2141 nucleotides long. Its product is annotated as kinesin-like protein KIF20A. Gene Ontology annotation, biological process: spindle elongation; mitotic spindle assembly; microtubule-based movement. Gene Ontology annotation, cellular component: nucleus; mitotic spindle; spindle microtubule. Gene Ontology annotation, molecular function: plus-end-directed microtubule motor activity; ATP binding; microtubule binding. Lineage: Eukaryota; Metazoa; Chordata; Actinopteri; Cyprinodontiformes; Rivulidae. The record is from RefSeq and is a predicted model, not a curated record.